This is a messenger RNA of Dioszegia hungarica, 429 nucleotides long. Its product is annotated as sorting nexin, putative, required to maintain late-golgi resident enzymes in their proper location. Gene Ontology annotation, biological process: late endosome to Golgi transport; endocytic recycling. Gene Ontology annotation, cellular component: early endosome membrane; retromer complex. Bases 1 to 429 code for a protein of 142 amino acids. The record is from RefSeq and is a predicted model, not a curated record. Gene Ontology annotation, molecular function: phosphatidylinositol-3-phosphate binding. NCBI's taxonomy places the organism in Eukaryota, Fungi, Basidiomycota, Tremellomycetes, Tremellales, Bulleribasidiaceae. The transcript has 5 exons.
AUGGCACGUUUGGCCGGAAGACCGCAGACGUUUGACGAGAUGUAUGCUGUACCCGAGAGUUUCCUCGAAAUAGAGGUACGGAAACCCAUGACCCACGGGGUCGGACGGAAGAUGUACACGGACUACGAGAUCGUCUGCAUGACCAACAUACCCGCUUUCAAGCUCAAGCAUUCCGUGGUCAGAAGACGAUACUCUGACUUUGAGGUGUUCCGAGACAUCCUCGAACGCGAGUCUACCAGAGUCAACAUCCCCGCUCUGCCAGGCAAAAUCUUCACAAAUCGUUUCACCGACGACGUGGUGGAGCAGCGACGAGAAGGCCUCCAGCGGUUUCUCGAGAUUGUGGCUGGCCACCCAUUACUGCAGACAGGGAGCAAGGUGCUUUGCGCCUUCUUGCAGGAUCCUACGUGGGAGAAAUCGCAGUGGGCUUGA